Molecule: messenger RNA, 228 nt
Organism: Symbiodinium sp. CCMP2456
Lineage: Eukaryota; Dinophyceae; Suessiales; Symbiodiniaceae
Source: the annotation of a GenBank genome assembly
GACAUCUCCAGUGGGGAGCGCAUGAAUCUCGUGAUCUGGUCCUACUCCCCGAGCUACCGAAGCUCGAAGGAGAGCGAAAAAAACCACAAGAAGGAGGCCGGUCCUCCACACCGUCGCUGUGUUUCCUACACACACGACCGGGACUUUGGUCGCUUUCGUGAGUGGCCGGAGGGGAAGAAGUCACAGUUCCACGGUCGAGGCUGGUGUCCGCCUCGAGGGAAGGAGUAC